GUUUUGCUCAUCCUUAUCUUCUUCUUCUCCCCGAUGCUCUGCCCCCCGACCCCCUGCACCCGAGAAGCCCCCCAACUACCGCCACCCAUUUCCGGCCGGAAAUCCAGCAAAGCUUGGGGGUUUUCUCCUUCUUUUCUUGUUCUUGAACCCAGAAAUCCCCCCUCCUUGCUGGAAAUUCCAGAUCUGCGCUGUCUUCUCCCCUCUGUCCGUCGGCCUCUGCUUGUGUGGGUUUGAAUUUCUGGGCCUUUUUCGGUAAGCCACAGCCAUAAACUUCACCUUUUCAACUUUAAUUUGGCUUGGGUUUACCUUGAAUUGUGUUUUGGUUUUUGGAUUGGGUAGCCGCGAGUUCCCCUGCAGAAUUUCUUCUUCUCUGCCGCCGGCUUCUUCUUCCCCUGCUAGCUCCGGUUCUUGCCGGAAAAUUCUGGUAAGUUGCCGGCUCUUCCAAGUCCAAUUUAUCCAUGUAAUUGUUGCUUUGUGUUGAGUGGAUUUUCUGCUUUUGAAUUGCCCUUUUUGCUGUCCGAAAAUGGAAGAAACUUAGGUGAAAUUGUGCUGGAAGGUGGGAUGAAUUUUGGUAGCUUUGAGCUAUGUUUUUAAGUGUGGUUUAAGUGUAAAUUAGCUUGGAAUUGGGUUGUUGUGAAUUUAUAGAGAAAAUCCCGUGAGAUUAGCUAGUGUCUUGCCCAAAUUUUUGAAGUUUCCGUCACUGUUCACUGCGGAUCACUGUUCACGGGUACUGUUCACGGGUACUGUUCACACACCGAGGGUCAAUAAUUAACGGGGAUUUGAAUGAUUAGUUUGUGAUAUAAGAAUGAAUUUGGAGAUGUCCGAUUAGGUGAAGAUUGAUAGAAAUAGCACUGUGAUUGGGGGUAGUGUUGAUGAUGAUUUCAGUUUGAAUUUAUGGUAGUGCGAUAUUAAUUCUUGGAAUAUUGUGAUUAGGUUUUGAUCGUUCUGUCACCGUAGCACUUGGGUUAGCCUUCUGUUCUG
Molecule: messenger RNA, 981 nt
Organism: Rubroshorea leprosula
Lineage: Eukaryota; Viridiplantae; Streptophyta; Magnoliopsida; Malvales; Dipterocarpaceae
Source: the annotation of a GenBank genome assembly